UCUUAUAUACGAAUUCCUUUCCAGUAUUCCCAUCUAACAAAGGCUGAAAAAACUUCUAGAUCUCUCUCAUGGAGCUUCUAGUUUUCGUCUGUGCUCUCUCUUUGGUCUAUUUUCUGUUCAUGAUAUGGAAGUGGGUUGAUGCAGAGAGAGAUGGAGUGUGCUACAUUUUGGACUACCAAUGCCACAAGCCGACCGAUGACAGAAUGCUAGACACUGAGACCUGCGGGGAGAUAAUCAAGAGGUCCAAGAAUCUUGGUCUCCAUGAGUACAAGUUCCUCCUAAAAGCUAUUGUGAGCUCCGGUAUUGGAGAGCAGACCUACGCACCAAGGAUCAUGUUAUCAGGCGAGCAAGACAAACCCACGUUGCUCGAUGGGAUCUUGGAGAUGGACGAGGUUUUUGAGGAUAGCAUCGGAAAGCUUUUGUGCAGGUCAGGCAUUACUCCCAUGGAAAUCGAUGUUCUUGUUAUUAACGUAGCCAUGCUCUCCACCGUCCCUUCUUUAGCUGCUAGGAUCAUCAACCGUUACAAAAUGAGAGAUGACAUAAAAGUGUUCAAUCUCACUGCAAUGGGGUGCAGUGCAAGCGUUAUUUCAAUUGACAUAGUCAGAAACCUCUUCAAGACCUACAGGAAUUUGUUUGCUCUUGUUGUGACUUCUGAAUCUUUGGGUCCGAACUGGUAUUCUGGGAAUCAAAGGUCGAUGAUUCUUCCGAACUGUUUGUUCCGGUCCGGUGGGUGUGCAAUUCUUCUGACUAACAAAAGGGCAAUGAAACACAGAGCCAUGUUCAAGUUGAAGUGCCUUGUUAGGACACACCAUGGGGCUAGAGAUGAGUCGUAUAAUUGUUGCAUGCAAAAGGAAGAUGAUCAAGGGAAUCUAGGGAUUUACCUUGGCAAGACUCUCCCAAAAGCUGCUACAAGGGCUCUUGUUCAUAACCUAAGAGAGAUAGCCCCCAAGAUUUUACCAGCGAGGGAACUGCUUAGAUUCAUGGUUAUGUUAAUUGUCCAGAAAAUGAGACGAAGCAGCUCCAAUAUCAAGAGUACCGGGGGAACCAAAGCUGCUGUGAACUUUAAGACUUGUGUCGACCAUUUUUGCAUCCAUACUGGUGGAAAGGCAGUCAUAGAUGGCAUUGGGAUGAGCCUAAACCUUAGCGAGUAUGAUCUAGAGCCGGUCAGGAUGACACUGCACCGGUUUGGAAACACUUCGGCAAGCAGUCUUUGGUAUGUUUUGGGGUACAUGGAGGCCAAGAAAAGGCUGAAAAGGGGUGAUUAUGUAUUGAUGUUAAGCCUUGGUGCUGGCUUCAAAUGCAACAGCUGUCUGUGGGAGGUGAUGAAGGAUUUGAGGGAUGGAAAUGUGUGGAAAGACUGCAUUGAUGGGUACCCACCUGAGUCGUUGGCCAACCCUUUCAUGGAGAAGUACAGUUGGAUCAACCAGGAGCAUGAUGCAAGCACCUUCAAGUUCCCAGAUCAGUAAAUUUAUUAAGCAGGCUAGAACACGAUUUUUAGUUAAAAAAUUGUUAGAUUUUCAAAAACAAUAUCUAUAAAAUUUCUGCAUAUUAAUUUAGGCAACUUUAUUUUGUAAGAUUUUUUUUUUUUUUUUGUGAAUUUUAUAAGCCUGAUAUCUUAUUUUGCCAGUCAGAACAAUA
This is a messenger RNA of Juglans regia (Persian walnut), 1638 nucleotides long. Its product is annotated as 3-ketoacyl-CoA synthase 3-like. Gene Ontology annotation, molecular function: acyltransferase activity, transferring groups other than amino-acyl groups. Bases 69 to 1466 code for a protein of 465 amino acids. Lineage: Eukaryota; Viridiplantae; Streptophyta; Magnoliopsida; Fagales; Juglandaceae. The transcript has a single exon. Gene Ontology annotation, biological process: fatty acid biosynthetic process. The record is from RefSeq and is a predicted model, not a curated record. Gene Ontology annotation, cellular component: membrane.